CUCCGCGCCGUCCCCGCGCGUUGUGUAAGCCGAGGGGACCCUGCGAGCGCCGGGCGUGCGGUUUAAUGUUUAACGCGGCGCUCACAUGCCCACCGGCGAGUCUCGCAGGAGUGUUUUCCAAAGGCUGUCCGGAGCAGGAAAUGCCAGUACAGGUGCACUGGAAAGAGGAUGAAAUAAGCAUGGAGUCUUCUAAACUGGAAUAUAUUUCAUGGGUCACAGUUAAAAGUAAAAAGAAGAUGGAAGGAAAUGAGAGAACAGGAGUAUAAAGCCUGUCAAGAACUUUCCAUUUUUGUGAUUAUAUGUAUAAACUCUCGAUAUAAUACAACUAAUGGUUUAUAGUAACACUUUACUGAUAUCCCAGGAAGAAGUCAGUUACUGUGCAACUGGCUUAGCAAGAAGUUUUAUUCUAACUACUUUGAACAUGUUUUAACCUUAACUGGACACCUUUUAUUUAUUUUUUUUUUUUUUUAAAGUCUGAGAGUUAAAACCUUUGUUUAACUGUGUUUUUACUGAGACACCGAUUCCUGACCGAUGGCUGACAGCUGCUCAUGGAAAAUGGACUUAAUCCCAUGAAUGGUUACUGUUGCACAGAGUUGAAUGGAAUGCCAUGACUUCAGAAAUAUUCUCGUAGAACCACCUUCUUUGCCUUGUACCCAUCAUAUCCUUAAAUAUUUAAGCGUAAACAUUGCAAUUAUAAACUCUAAAAAAUAAUGGCAUGGGUGAAAUUCCUAAGAAAACCUGGGGGAAACCUUGGAAAAGUUUAUCAGCCUGGAAGUAUACUGUCCCUGGCCCCUACAAAAGGCUUAUUAAAUGAACCCGGACAAAACAGCUGCUUUCUUAAUAGUGCUGUUCAGGUAUUAUGGCAACUUGACAUAUUUCGACGAAGUUUAAGAGGUUUAACUGGACACGUGUGUCAAGGAGACGCCUGCAUAUUUUGUGCUUUAAAGGCAAUCUUUUCACAAUUCCAGCACAGCCGAGAGAAAGCCCUCCCGUCGGACAACAUGAGACACGCCCUGGCAGAAAGUUUCAAGGAUGAACAGCGUUUCCAGCUUGGAUUCAUGGAUGAUGCAGCAGAAUGCUUUGAAAAUAUCCUCGAGAGGAUUCACUUUCACUUAGUGCCAAACAGUGAAACGGAUAUGUGCACUUCCAAAUCCUGCAUUUCUCAUCAGAAGUUUGCUAUGACGCUGUAUGAGCAGUGUGUCUGUCGCAGCUGUGGAGCAUCGUCGGAUCCGUUGCCUUUCACGGAAUUCGUGCGUUAUAUUUCCACCACAGCCCUCUGUAAUGAAGUAGAAAAAAUGAUGGAGAGGCACGAACGUCUCAAGCCAGAAAUGUUUGCAGAAUUGCUGCAGGCAGCAAAUACUGCUGACGACUACAGAAAGUGUCCUAGUAACUGUGGUCAGAAAAUAAAAAUUCGUCGUGUCCUUAUGAAUUGUCCUGAGAUUGUGACAAUCGGCUUAGUCUGGGAUUCAGAACACUCUGAUCUGACAGAAGAGGUUAUGAGGAAUCUGGCUACACAGCUUUAUCUUCCUGGGCUGUUUUAUAGGGUUACAGACGAAAAUGCCAAAAAUAGUGAGCUUUUUCUUGUGGGAAUGAUUUGCUACACGAGCCGACAUUACUGUGCCUUUGCCUUUCACACCAAGAGCUGCAAAUGGGUGCUGUUUGAUGAUGCUAAUGUAAAAGAGAUUGGAACGAAAUGGAAAGACGUGGUCUCCAGGUGCAUUCGGUGUCACUUCCAGCCAUUGCUGCUGUUUUAUGCUAACCCAGAUGGCACAGCUGUAUCUCCAGAGGAUGCACCAAAGCAGAUUAUUCACUGGUCUCAGUGUAAAACAGCAGGAGGAAAUGGGGAAGACUUGGGAUUUGAAAAGCAUUCUGCUGCUAAAUCAGAGCAUGUGAAAGAGAAUGGAAUUGGAGACAUUAAUCAAAGGAGUAAUAAAAAGCUUCAGCCAGAUAAUUCAGCAUUCAGUAGAAGCCACAUUCAAGCGAGUGGUGGUAGAGGUCCAGCUAAGUUGGGUUACAGCGAUCAAAAGGACAGGCUGAAGGACUUAUCCAGAGAGUGUGCUCAGAGAGCUGCUGACAUGAAAAACUUCACAUCCUUACGAAAAGACGCGGACAGAGGACCAAGGAAAGAGUCUGGGAGACAAAGAGAUUUGAUUGGGGAAGACCGUUCCAGCGUGAAGUCGGGGUCUCCUCCCGUUGGAAAUGGCCUCAGGCACUGCGUGGAUCAGCGGAUAUACAGCAGCCAGGGAAGAGGCCCCUACAGGCACGACAGCGCACCUCACCCAGCAAAGCUUUCUGCACACGUGCUCGGAUCAAAUAAAACAGAACCUUUUGCUGCUGGGGAGAAAGCAGUGCCAAGGACGCGGCCUGACGGUGUCACUGGCUAUGAUACGGACACCAGUCAGGACUCCAGGGACAAAGGAAGCGUCAGCAGCAGGAGCAGAAGUAAAGGUUGGAAACCGAUGCGGGAGACGCUGAACGUAGACAGCAUUUUCAGUGAGUCCGAGAAAAAACAGCACAGCCCAAAGCACAAGGCAAACCUGAGCAGUAAAUCUAAGCACGAAAAGGAGCGCAGCUUUAACCACUGGCCAAAAGAGAACCAAGUGCAGAAGGGUUUAAUGACUAUAUAUGAGGAUGAAACGAAACAGGAUACGGGAAGUCGAAGUUCACUGGAUUCGGAGGGAAAAGGGAACGCUGAAAAAAGCAAAGGAUUUACAGAGAGAAAAGUCCAUGGUGAUAACUGGCAAAUUCAGAGGACAGAAUCUGGAUAUGAAAGCAGUGAUCAUAUCAGCAACGGAUCUGCAAAUCCGGACUCCCCUGUUAUUGAAGGAAUCAAUCCGGCAGAUGUCAAGAAUGUGAAAGAAAGUGCUUCCUGCAGCGAACAGAACUCGUCAACCAAAAAAGCUGAGCAUGUGUUACAUCCGGUGCCCCAGCAGAACAGAAACUUCCACGAUUUGAGGAAAGACCAGUUCAAUUCUGAAGUUAACUACAGACCUCAUGUUGGUUUCCCAACAGAAUUACAUAUGCAGGUGCCCAGUCCUCAAGUAAAGAGAGCUGAAAUGCCUGAGACCAACAAGAAAUUUUUCCCCUCAUCAGCUCUACAGCCAGUUGUCAGAGACAUUGUGAAGUCGGAAAGCAGGAACAAGGCAAACGGACAGAAUCCUUCAGAGUGGCUUCACCCGGACAGGUUUGAGAAGGUGAACGUGGCAGUGUUCUGUCCUGAUGGCAUAUCCCACCCCCACCCCGAGAAUGCCUGUGGCAGGAAGCUGCUCCACAGUGACUUUGUGCCCUCCGCCCAGCCGCAGUCUCACCACACAAGAACGCUCGGUCCCAAGGUGGGCUUGGUGCCCUGUGUGCCACAGUCCCUGCCGGAGAGGGCCGUGGUGCUUCCCGCCCCUCCCGCUGAGCACGCCGGGCACCCGCUGCGGAGGGGGGAUGCCCUUUGGGUGCCUGAAGCAGUGUACCAGAACGUCCCUCCCCCUCUGCCACCCAAGAAAUAUGCUCUGAAUACUUUGCCGGGAUCAGAGGGUAACUCGGCAGCGGACGUAAAACCCACGGAAGCGUUGCAAAGUAAUCCACUGAGGCCAACAGGUGCACCUCCAAAACCUGCACCAGAACCGAGUGUACUCCCACCAGAACAAAGGCUGAAAGAGCCCUUUCCGGGGAACGAACUGUUUGUCCACAAACCGGACUCUCCACCUCGCUUGUCAGUCAAUGACUUCUGGACCGUGUCUGAGAACUUGUUAAAGAAAGGAUCCCGUCACACGGGGCCGAGUCCUGGCUACGUGGACGGGAACGACAGCGUGUCCCUCACGACCUACUUCUCAGUCGACAGCUGCAUGACUGACACCUACAGGAUGAAGUACCACCAGAGGCCCAAGCUGUACUUUACGGAGAGCGGGAGCUUUCCCAAGGAGAAGCAUCCUCCAGCAGCUGGGGUAGAACUGAACGCUACGUACCACGCCACCCUGGAACCCAGGCACCCCGCACCCGAGCCGAGGUACAAGGCAAAUGCAGAAGGCAUCCACUGCAGCCGAUAGAUCCAUAAAAAAACCCCACACCCGGAUCUGACUUUUGCAUUUCAUGUAGUCUGUGAACGGGCACAAACCUUGAAUGUGUGUGUGUGUGAUAACCAGGUACCCAGCUGACCGUACUUUGCGUGGGAGUUACCACUGUUCCAAUGAAUAUGCAAAUUGGAGGCCAACGGAGGAGAAGAGGUGCUAAACUUGUGGUUCUUUGAUUUGUUACUCUAGUUGCCUUAAUGCUUACCUCUGUUACUCAGCUUGUCUUCUACAGUUUGUACUAAACAUGGUCCCUUGGGGUGUGCACAUCUUACAGCAGUGGGAUCGACUGGACGUUACUAAAUCUGUAAGAAGAUUUAAUUAGUUGCAGUUUAAGAAGUGCUCCUUCAGACUGUGGUCACUACCUACUUAGACUAACAAAAGGGAUACCACAUAAAAUGCAGUAAAUGUAGUAAUAAUAGAGUAUUAUUUGUCCUGAGAGGUGGCAGGAGAUGACACGGUUUUUUCAACUGACUUCUCCGAGAGUCUGUGCUUUCACAAACCUUCAAGUGUCUUUAAUACAAGUUUACCCAGAGGAUUUAUUUUUUAUUUGAAAAGCCUUAAUAAUAAUAAUCCUUUAAAAACCGUCCUGGUUUGCAAAUGCUAAAUGAGACUUUCAAAGGGAAUUGAAGUAAACUGCAGUAAUACUGUCCUAUUAAUACACCUGCUCUAUGUUAGUGGACGUUUUUAAACACAUUUAUCAGAUUUUGUUCACCCUAUAAGCUAUAUACUUUAACUUAUUAAAUUUAACUACAUCACUUACAAACUGGUAUAAGAGAAUAGGAUGCUAAUUUUAAAUACAGAGUUAUCAUGCAACUAUGAAAGAUUAGUUUUCUAAGGUUUUAGAUAGAGUUACUGCUUCUGUUCAGUUCUGAUUUAUCCUCCAAGUGCAUGCAAAGUUAUUGCUGCUAUUUAUUAAGCUUCCCUUCUUUUCCAACUUGACAUUUUGAGCAUUGGUUCAUGGGGAUCACACAUUUGAUUUUUUUUUUAAUUAAUUUUCUUUUACUGCUGUGUUUCCCCCUCUGGAACCGCCCUACACAUGGGUGUGGUCUGCAUUAGCAGAUCGGGCUGAACGCGCAGCCCUUCAGACUGUGGUGGCUGAGGGGCAGGGAAAGAAGAGGUUCCUCCUUCUCUGCUCCGUCACUGCCUACAGUUUUGGCAGCUCUGGCAUUUACCUUGUCUUUUGUUAACCUGACUUAGUAACAAAGGGGAGGAUUUAUUUGGCUUUUAUUUGGUUAGUUAAAUCAGUGCACAGAACUAUCUAGCGUGUGCUGAGGCAGUGGCAGCAAAGCCUGACACGAUCCAAAAAGGCUAAAUUUUUCCAUUACUCACAUUAGAGUGUUAACUUGGGGUGCUGCUGAUUACACCUAAAUCAUCAAUGCCUUUUAGUUACAAAAAUAAUGCAACAAGGUUAAAGAUGCAUAAUAAACACUCUUGCUUAUACUUGCACUGUUAGUCAGAAAGGCUUUUUUUUUUAUGUUUAUAACUUUAUGUACAUGAAUUUUAGUGCUCCAGCCAAACGUUGGCAAUUGUUUAGCACAAUUAUCUAAGGUAAACACUUAAACAUUACUUUUGGUUAUUCUGUGGCAAGGUCAGUUUUUUUUCUUUUAAAUUACAUGCAACUUACAGUAGAACUGGAACAUUAUAUAUAUGCAACAAACCAGGUAUCUCAGAUUAACCUUAUUUCUACCUUCUUGAUCAAAGUUAGUUGUAGCACUUGGAAAAAAAAAUGAAUUCAAGGAUUUAUAGUGAAAAUACUAUGCAUGUUUAGGUAUGGCUGCUGGUAAACAGCAACUUAAAAAAUGAUCCUUUUGUAAGAAAAAUCAGUUGAAUACAGAAGAACACUAAAAAUGUAAGAACGUGGGUGAUUCCUAUUGUAAUAUUUUUGAGAGAGAUUUCAGAACCUGUAAAUUAAACUUUUCUAGUUCAUCUAGCCAUGUUACAUAAUAUACAUAGCCAGUUAAGUACAGCUGUCUUCUAAUACCUGUGUAAAAAAACCCCAAGAUUUAUGGAAUUUGUAAAUAAUGUACAAUUUGUAAAAUGUUUUGCAAAAAAGAAAAAAUAAUCUUGUAUUUGAAAUGACAGUAUUUUUAUGUAUGAAUAGCACAGCAACAACUGUGAAUGAUGUUAGAACACUUAUUUUUAAACAUGCAUAGCAACGUUGCUACUUCUGUCCCAGGAGCAAUAUGAAUGCCUCUUACUGAUACCAAUGAACUCGGCUCCCAGGAAGCACAACUGGUAAACUCAUUUCUGAAGUAGCUGCAGUGAUUUAGAUGUUCUUCAGUCUCCUUGCUUGGCUUGAAACAAUCUUACCAGACAACUCUCUCUGUGCCCCCCAUGUUUACCAGGUAUUUAAUUAUCCUCCCCAGACAGCUAAUCGAGGCACCUUUGUUUUUAUAUUUGACUCUGCACUCCCUGUAUGUAUGUAUGUAAUAUUUGCUAACUAAUAUGUGAUAACUCAUUUUAACUUACCUAGGGUGCCUAUUUAUUUUUUUAUAAAUGUCCCCUCCCGGCUAUAGAUUUGUAUAAGAGCCUAGACAAUUUUUGUAACAGUAAAGAUAUUAACAAGUCUUGUAAUUAAUAUAUAUUUUUCAGUCUUUAGAGUUAUUUUCUUGCGAAGUUCUGCUUGUUCAAAAUAUCAAGAUAAAAAUUUAAAAUCUU
Messenger RNA from Pipra filicauda (Wire-tailed manakin), 6719 nucleotides. RefSeq names its product ubiquitin specific peptidase 53 (gene USP53). Gene Ontology annotation, molecular function: cysteine-type deubiquitinase activity. The transcript is spliced from 16 exons. Gene Ontology annotation, biological process: sensory perception of sound; response to auditory stimulus; protein deubiquitination. Gene Ontology annotation, cellular component: cell-cell junction. Bases 711 to 4037 code for a protein of 1108 amino acids. The record is from RefSeq and is a predicted model, not a curated record. NCBI's taxonomy places the organism in Eukaryota, Metazoa, Chordata, Aves, Passeriformes, Pipridae.